Pestalotiopsis fici W106-1 is the source of this 882-nucleotide messenger RNA. RefSeq lists its product as uncharacterized. The transcript has 2 exons. The record is from RefSeq and is a predicted model, not a curated record. Lineage: Eukaryota; Fungi; Ascomycota; Sordariomycetes; Amphisphaeriales; Sporocadaceae. Gene Ontology annotation, molecular function: oxidoreductase activity, acting on NAD(P)H, oxygen as acceptor. Bases 1 to 882 code for a protein of 293 amino acids. Gene Ontology annotation, cellular component: intracellular anatomical structure.
AUGGCUGACGGAAAGAUUGUUUCCGAUGUGGCCUUGCCUGCCCAUAUCCCAGAGUCCAAAAUCACCCCGGCCAACGCCUCGCAUACGGCGCUCUUCUCACUGAGCGGCAAGACGGUCGCCAUCACUGGUGCCGGUCGAGGUCUGGGCAUAACGCUAGCAGCCGCGGUCCUCGAGGCCGGGGGCAAUGUGGCCUGCCUCGACAUUCUCGAUGAGCCCGCUGCCGCCGAGUGGGCGGGUAUCCAAAAGACGGCCGAGACUUCGGGCCUACAGCUGUCGUACCGCCGCGUCGACAUUACGGACGAGGACAAUCUGUCCAAGAUCCUCGACGAGGUUGCCGCCGAAGCCGAGACCGUAGGGUCGCAAUUCUACGGCGCCAUUGCCUGCGCCGGCAUCCAGCAAAAGAUUCCCGCCGUCGACUACCCAAAGAGCGACUUUGAGCGCAUGCUCUCGGUAAACGUUACCGGCACUUUCCUCACGGCAAAGCACUCGGCUAGAAUCAUGAUCAAGAAUGGCGUCAAGGGCAGCAUCGUGAUGAUUGCCUCCAUGUCUGGCGAUAUUGCCAACCGGGGUCUGACAUGCUCCGCCUACAACACCAGCAAGGCCGCAGUGCAGCAAUUAUGUCGCUCGGUCGCACAAGAAUGGGGCCAAUACGGCAUCCGGAUAAACACGCUUUCCCCAGGCUACAUCCGGACAGCCAUGACUGACGCACUUUUGGCGACCAACCCCGACCUCGAGAGAAUAUGGAUGGCAGGCGCUUUGCUCAACAGGCUCGGAGCCCCCGAAGACUUCAAGGCUCCCGCCGUCUUCUUGCUGUCUGCCGGUAGCUCAUUCAUGACAGGAGCUGACCUUCGUGUUGACGGUGGCCACUGUGCCUCUGCAUAG